Polyodon spathula (Mississippi paddlefish) is the source of this 2643-nucleotide messenger RNA. RefSeq names its product phosducin-like. The record is from RefSeq and is a predicted model, not a curated record. The transcript is spliced from 4 exons. The coding region runs from base 455 to 1183 and encodes 242 amino acids. Gene Ontology annotation, biological process: regulation of G protein-coupled receptor signaling pathway. NCBI's taxonomy places the organism in Eukaryota, Metazoa, Chordata, Actinopteri, Acipenseriformes, Polyodontidae.
ACAGUUUUUAAGUGGGUCAAGGACUUCCUGUCCUUGUUUGUCGUUUCCCAAACAAAGACAAGUUUUGAAAACAGAACUCUGACGCUGCACAUUUUCCACUGUUUUCAAAGGUGAAUUGGCUCAUUUUGUACAUCCCAUAAUUUUUUGGGUCCUGCUUGUGCCCAUGAUAAAACCUUGGCAACGAACUGACCAUAGCACUUGAUUAGCUGUCUCUGGAGGUUGCUAAUUCCUCAGCCACAAUCCUCUUACCCACCCUGAGCUAUUUCUAUACGCGUCAUCGUGAUCCUGAAGCCUAACUCUCAGACAAAACACAUCUGCCCCUGCCCAGCAAUUCAUAGUGUGUGAGUUUGUCUUCUCCUGAGCAAAACCAAGGGCAAGUAAACACAUCAACAGGAGUUGUCCAGCCUGCCAAUAGGGAAAAAAAAAACAAUCACUCAGGUCAUUCUAGACAGCGAUGUCGGGAAACAGUGUGGAUGAAGAGCUUGAUGAACUGCCAGCAACAAACACAGGACCCAAAGGCGUGAUCAAUGACUGGAGAAAAUUCAAGCUGGAGAGUGAGAACCAUGAAUCUAUUCCACCCAGCAAGCGGGAGCUUCUCAGACAGAUGUCUUCUUCUUACCAAUCCAAUAGCAAAGAAGAAACAGACAUCCAGAGAAGAUUAAACCGUAAGAUGAGCGUGCAGGAGUAUGAGCUCCUUCAGGACGAGGAUGAGGGCUGUCUCCACAAGUACCGGAAGCAGUGCAUGCAGGAUAUGCACCAGCGGCUGAGCUUCGGGCCCAAAUUUGGCUGCCUGUAUGAGCUAGAGAGCGGGGAGCAGUUCCUGGAUGUCAUUGAGAAGGAGCACAGGCUGACGAUGGUGGUGGUCCACAUAUACGAUGACAAAGUGAAGGGCUGUGAUGCCUUGAAUAAUUGCCUCACCUGCCUGUCUAUGGAGUACCCCACUGUGAAGUUCUGCAAGAUCAAGGCCUCCGACACGGGGGCAGGCAACCGCUUCUCGGACAGUGUGCUGCCCGCCCUUCUGGUCUACAAGGCAGGGGAUCUGGUGGGCAACUUCCUGAGCAUCUCCGAGCAGCUGAACGAGGAGUUUUUUGCAGUGGAUGUGGAGUCCUUUUUAAACGAGUAUGGCUUGUUGCCAGAGAAGGAGUUUGGGGCCUGUCAGAAUGCACAGGAGGUUGUGGAAUAAAACGGUCGUGUUAGGGGACAGUAGAGAAUACGUCUUAUUUAUACUUCUCAGUAGCAUUCUAUAGAGGGGGCCUCAACUGUCCCUGGCUCCUUUCUCAAAAGGUAAAGUGUUGUCUUGUUAUAGGGCAACCACAACCAAAUUUUGAUUCAAAUGUUACUGACCCAUCAGCACCCUAAGAAUUACAUCCUGGUUUAAAUUAUUGGAAUCCAAGAAUAUUAUUACUCUAUUUAAUAACAUACAGCAUAUGCUACCUUCAACAAAUCUACCAUUCAUUAUUUUCUGAAUUGUUUAUAUUACAUAGCAACAACUAAUGUUUAAAAAACAAACAUUUACAUUGAAAAGGUGCAGGGUAACUAUCUAGGCCAUUUUAAUUGGCAUGUAAGUAUUGUUCCUCAACAUUAUCCACUAGAUUCAGUUGUGGAUCUGAAGGGGAGAUGUCUAUGUUUUCAAACAACUUUCAAGGUUGCAAAUGGUCUUACAUGUUCAUCAGUCUUCGGUUUUGUAAAACGAAUAUUAUAUUUUGACGUAAGAUAAAGAUAAAGGAAGCACUUUGACAUUAAAUGUACUCCUUAGAUGCUUUGAAAUAUCAAACAUACUACUACAGUUUUUUUUUGUAAUUAAAGAGUUUAUGCAUUAUUUAUCUUAAAAUAUAAAAUAUAAGCAUAAAAAUAAGCAUAAAAUCUUGGAGUACAGCUAUACAAAUGAAAAACACCGCUAUAUUAAAACAGCUACAAGUUUGACUUUGACACUGCCAUUAUUACAUAUGGACAUUUAAUGUGAAUGUUCUAUAACUCUUCAGUGCUGUAUACUUGUGUUUGUGGGCAUUAUUUACAUUAUUUACGUAUUUCAUAGUAGUGAUCUAGACUGUGAUCGAGACAGCGAUGGGUUUAACAUCAUUAAUAAACAACAAAUAAGCAGCAAAUGAAUACAUUUUAGAAAAGCAGUAUUGAGAUCUAAUCAACAUCCUGUUUCGAUCAUUAAAAAAAUACUUCAGAAACACACAAACACACACAUAAUAAGUGUUAGAAGACAUUGUUGUUUUCUUUUUUUUAGAUAUAAUAAACUGCAAACUAUUUCUAUAUAUUUUGUGGAUUGAAUAUGGAUUGAAAAGCCAUAUUUAGAAGUUAGUGAAAUUUAAGUAAGCAACUUUAAAAGCAUAAAAGUUAGAACAAAUAUUUAAAAAUUAAAUAAAAUCUAUAUUGGUGAGUGAAAAAUUACAUGGCACGUUAGUUUCACUGUGGCUCUGGAACCUUGACUGUGGAAUCGACAGCUGUCAACCUCAGUACAGUAUGGAGAUUAAAAGUAAAGGACCAUGUGACUUAGCCAGCUUGAAUGUACAUGUAUAUUGCAUGUCUAUAUCUAUUUCCAGACAUACUGUAUGCAAAUACAUACCAUGUUUAAAAAUGUUUUACAUGUGUUUAAAAUGCAUUUACUUGGUUGGUGUACAAGUUUAAAAAUCU